Messenger RNA from Klebsormidium nitens, 2586 nucleotides. NCBI's taxonomy places the organism in Eukaryota, Viridiplantae, Streptophyta, Klebsormidiophyceae, Klebsormidiales, Klebsormidiaceae. The record is from the annotation of a GenBank genome assembly.
GUCAUGGCGUCCCCAAAAGAACCUGGGAAAACAGGGCCAAAAGAUGUAGACAACGAGGGGAUUGUGGCUCUUUUCCUGCGCAUUGGGAUUGAGGAGAAGACGGCAAAGACGACGGUGGCGAACACAAAGGUCACAAACAACCUGAUUGCCGUGAUUGAUGAGGCGGGCCUAAGCGCAGGGUGCGAUCGAGUCACUGGCAACCACCUCUACACCACUGCCACCAAGUUCCCUGCAAACGCCCUCGGCCACCGCAAGCACUUCUUAGAGUACAUAGCUGAUGGCCGGAUCAAGAGCAUCCCCCAGGUUGAGGCCGCUUUUGAGUACCUCGCCACUGUGGGGAGGGACGAGCUCAAUGUAGCGGAAUUCGAGGAGAAGGCAGGCGUAGGUGUGGAAGUAACGCCGGAGCAGAUCAAGGCGGCGGUGGCAGAGGUCCUCGCAGCCGACAAGGAGCGCUUACUCGUGGAGCGGUACAAAGCAAACACCGGCAAGAUCCAGAAGACAGUGCGGGAAAAGUUGCCCUUCGCUGACGGGAAGCUUGUCAAGGUUGAGUUGGACGAGCAGCUAUUGGCGCUGUUGGGACCCAAGACUGCAGAGGACGAAAAGAAGCCUGAGAAGAAGAAGGUCAAGCCUGCCAAAGCCCCCAAAGAGGAAAAGGCAGCGGAAGCCAAUGGCCCGACGACAGCGCCCGUGGAGGAGAGCGACCCGUUUGCCAUGUUCCCGAAACCUGCGGACAACUUCCAGGUCCAUACGGAGAUCCGGUAUAGCGACGGCAACAUUUGGCGACCCGCAAACUCCAAAGAGAGGCUUGCACGGCAUCUAAAGGAGACAGGGGGCAAGGUUCUGACUCGGUUUCCGCCAGAACCGAACGGUUAUCUUCAUAUUGGACAUGCGAAGGCAAUGUUCGUGGACUUCGGGUUGGCGCACGACCGGGACGGGGGGUGCUAUCUACGGUACGAUGACACGAACCCCGAAGCGGAGAAGCAGGAGUACAUUGACCACAUCCAGGAGAUUGUAGGCUGGCUCGGCUGGAAGCCUUGGAAGAUCACGUACUCGAGCGACUACUUCCAGGAGCUUUACGACCUGGCGGUAGAGCUGAUCAAGCGGGGACAUGCGUACGUCGAUCACCAGACUGCGGACGAGAUCAAGGACUUCCGGGAGCGUCGCGCAGAGAGUCCGUGGCGGAACCGUCCAACGGAGGAGUCGCUGCGGCUGUUUGACGAGAUGCGGCGGGGGUUGUGGGAAGAGGGCACCGCCACGCUGCGCAUGAAGCAGGACGUCAAGAACGACAACUUCAACAUGUUCGACCUGAUUGCAUACCGGAUAAAGUAUACGCCCCACCCGCAUGCUGGCGACAAGUGGUGCAUCUACCCCAGCUACGACUACACGCACUGCAUCGUCGACUCGUUGGAGAACAUCACGCACUCGUUGUGCACUCUCGAGUUCGAGACGCGCCGCGCGUCGUACUACUGGCUGCUGGAGGCGCUGGGGCUGUACCUGCCGCACGUGUGGGAGUAUGCGCGGCUCAGCAUUGCAAACACAGUGCUGUCCAAGCGAAAGUUGAACAAGCUGGUGACGGACCACUGGGUGGACGGCUGGGACGACCCCCGGCUGAUGACGCUAGCGGGCCUGCGGCGGAGGGGCGCCUCUCCGGAAGCCAUCAACUCGUUCUGCAGAGCGCUCGGCAUUACGCGCAGUGACAACAUCAUCCAGAUGGAAUUGCUGGAGCACCACAUCCGUGACGACAUGAACCGCCGCAGCGCGCGCACCAUGGUCGUGCUGAAACCCGUCCGUGUUGUCAUCACCAACCUGGCAGAGGGACACGUGGAGCAGCUGGAGGCGCUCGUGCGGCCGGAUAUCAAGGAGGACCAGGGGCACGGCACGUACAAGGUGCCCUUCUCCCGGGUGAUUUACAUCGAGGACACGGACGUACGGCUAAAGGAUUCGAAAGACUACUACGGCCUCGCGCCGGGAAAGACCGUCAUGCUCAGAUAUGCGUACCCAAUCACUUGCACCGAAAUCGUAACGGGGCCGGACAACGAGACGAUUGUGGAAGUGCGGGCGACGUACGACCCGGAGAAGAGCACGAAGCCAAAGGGGGUCAUUCAUUGGGUUUCUGAACCCGCUCCUGGCGUAUCGCCCCUCAAGGUGGAGGUGCGGCUGAUUGACCGGCUGUUCAAGUCCGAGAACCCGAACGAGCUGGACGACUGGCUAGCGGACCUGAAUCCGAACUCCAAGACCGUGAUUUCGGACGCUCUGGCAGUGCCCCAUUUGGCGGACGCCCGGAUUGGGGACAAGUUCCAGUUUGAGCGCCUGGGGUACUUUUGCGUUGACACGGAUUCGAAGCCAGGUCGGACGAUAUUCAACCGGACGGUCACCUUGCGGGAUUCGUAUCCAAAGGUUGGUGGCAAAGCGUGAUCAGCAGUGCGUUUAGAUAGCCGAGCUUGGGGCUUCGGACUUAUGAGGUCAACCGACGAUGCAUACUUCGGCUGUCAACGUGCCAUACUUCUGCAGUGCAAGUGUGUCACCUUGAGAUCCAAUGAUCCUGUCGUGGUCGACGACAGUUCCCUGAGACGCAAAAGGCAUAUC